ACCGGUUGUAAAAACCUUCCUCGGCGUAUAUCAUCGGCAGUUGUGAUUUACAUUCCGUAGUAUGUACACGCAUUGUAAAUGUAUAUUUUCGAAUUGUGUUUAUUAUUUGUUUAAAAUUAAGUAAUAUCUCGGUGUUCAAAUGUGUUGAUACUAUUAUUUCCUAUUAAGUAUAAUCGAUCGCAUCCGGUUCCGAAACCUUGAACAUUUUUGACAUAUUUUUUUCGACAUUUCGACAAAGUUUUUCCUUGUUUGAAGACAAGAGCAAAGAUGAGGUUGUUACUUGUGAUCUUUUUAGUUCCGAUAUCAAUAUGCAGUUCAAACAUUCCUAUCACCUCGGAGCUCUUAGAGAGCGUCUUUGGAAACCCAGAUAGUGAAGCCAGUCCAUCAGCGAUAUCAUCGCAAGUGGUCCCUGUUACACCAAGUCCCGAUGGGAUGACAGACACGGAAUAUCUUGAAGCCAUCGACAAGUACGUGCCAUCGGUAGCUGAUUAUGAUAAAUUCGACUGGUCGCUUACUAAGCGAGUAGCUUCGAAUUCGCAAGCGAAUUUCCUCAUAUCGCCAUUGGGACUAAAACUGGCUCUUUCGAUACUCACGGAAGCAGCAACUGGAUCUACACAAUCUGAGCUUGCAUAUGUGUUGGGUUUCGACCGUGACACAAAUUCUGUGAGACAAAAAUUCGCUAUGAUCUUAAGCUCAUUACAGACUCAAUCGUCACAGUACAUCCUGAACUUAGGAAGCAGAAUAUAUGUCGGAGCGACAGUCAUACCUCAACAGCGUUUUGCUGCGAUUUCUCAACAGUUCUAUAAGACUGAAUUAAAGAACUUGGAUUUCAGUAAUCCUGUAACGGCCGCUAGCGCUAUCAAUUGUUGGGUUUCUAAUGCAACCGAAGGAAGAAUUCCGGAUUUGGUUAAGCCAGAUGAUGUAUCUGGCGUAUCAGCUUUGGUAUUGAACACUAUAUUCUUCAAAGGUACCUGGCAACAUCAGUUCGCACCGAAUGCAACUAAAUCACAAUUAUUCUACGUGUCUAUUGAAGAUACGAAAGAAAUUCCUUUUAUGAACAUUAGAGAUAAGUUUUUCUUUGCUGAAUCUAAAAGAUUUAACGCAAAAAUUUUAAGGAUGCCAUAUUUGGGUAAUAAAUUUUCAAUGUACGUAAUCGUCCCAAAUUCAUUGACUGGAUUGCCUUAUAUUUUCGACGGAUUAAGUGAAUUACGCACUGAACUGUACUACCUCCAAGAAUAUUUUGUUGAUGUCACUAUUCCGAAGUUCCAGUUUGAGUAUACUUCGCACCUGGGCGGAAUUUUGAAAGAGUUGGGUAUAAGGCAAGCGUUCGAAGAUACUGCCUCAUUCCCUGGACUCGCUCGGGGUCAAGUUCUCUCCAACAGACUGAAGAUUUCCAAAGUAUUACAACGGUCUGGAGUUGAAGUAAACGAAUUGGGAAGUACUGUAUACUCAGCUACAGAAAUCGCACUCGAAAAUAAAUUCGGCGAACAAAUGAUGCCAAACGCUGAGGUGAUUGCGAACAGGCCGUUCCUGUUCUUCAUCCAAGACGAGAUGACGAGACAACUGCUGUUCACCGGCCGCGUCUCAGAUCCGUCCCUCGUCGACGGCGCUUUUAAAGUUACAUUAUCGUCAGCUUGGUAUUGUGAACGAGUGAAGAUUUUAUUAAUUAUAUACGUUCUUGCAGUAUUUUUACUAGCUGGUAUAGGGAGCCUCGAUUGCCGCCAAAAUGUUCCAUCAGACAUAUCACGGCUAAACUUUUUCGAUACGGACCUACUUCGAUAUACUGCUGAAGAUAAAAAAGGAAAUGUAAUGGUAUCACCUGCCAGUAUUAAAUCAAUUUUGGCUAUGCUAUUGGAAGUUACAAGUGGAGAUACAGAGGCUGAAAUUAAAAGUGCAUUGAGAUUGUCACCAUAUAAAGAUGAAGUUAGAGAUCAGCUGAAUCUAUACUUGAACGCAUUAUACGCGAACACUUCAGGGGUCACUCUCCAAAACACGAAUGCAGUAUUUGUAUCAAACAGGCUAAAACUUAAAAAGGAGUAUGAACAAGCUGUACGCAAUAUUUACUUGUCAAGUGUUUAUACAGUCGACUUUGGUGAUACAUUAAACGCCGCUAAUACUAUCAAUCGUUGGAUCAAUCACCACACAAAGGGACUCAUACCGGCUUUGGUUCAACCUUCGGAGAUCAACCCAACUUCAGAAUCGUUAUUGACAAACGCGUUGUACUUUAAAGGUACAUGGCGUUAUGCCUUUAAUCCAAAAUAUACGCAUGCCAGUUGCUUUUAUAAUGGAAAUUCCUGUCAAAAAGUAGCCAUGAUGGAAUUACACGAAGACAUGAAUUAUGCGUACAUCGAUAAUUUGAGAUCUCACGCUUUAGAACUACCAUAUGGGACUGGUCGUUAUUCCAUGUUUGUAUUAGUUCCGCACGAUCGUAGCGGCAUAAAUACUUUAAUCAGAGAUCUUCCAUACAUGAGUCUCCCACAGAUAACAUUAUUAAUGGAAUCCACAAGCGUCCGUCUGUUUAUGCCCAAGUUUACAAUUGAUUAUAGUGACAGCAUGGUGGAACCUUUACGCAAAAUGAGGAUCAACACAUUAUUUUCGAAAAAUGCAAAUCUUUCAGGAAUGUUCGAAAAUGGUUCCGCACAAGUGAAUAAUUUUUUGCACAAAGUUUACUUGUCAGUUGACGAGACGGGUACGGUAGCUGCUGCAUCCUCGUCAGCAAUGGUCAUACCUCUCAUAGAGGAUGGAGUCCAGUUGAAAGUGGAUAGGCCUUUUGUUUUCUUCAUCAGAGAUAAUGAACUAGAACUCAUUAUUUUCGAAGGGAAGAUUGAAGAGCCUUCUCUGUAUACAGAACAAAAUGUAGUCGAUCCCAUGCAAAGAAAUGGACAAAUCCCCCAGAACACUGGACAGUGGCGAAGUGGUUAAUAUUAUUAUUAGUUUAUAGCAGCUUAUUGGUAAUUGUAACAUAUCAAAUAAUAUAAUAAAAUAUAUGUAUAAUUAUAAUGUCACCAGUA
Vanessa tameamea is the source of this 3011-nucleotide messenger RNA. RefSeq lists its product as uncharacterized. Gene Ontology annotation, molecular function: serine-type endopeptidase inhibitor activity. The record is from RefSeq and is a predicted model, not a curated record. The transcript is spliced from 14 exons. Lineage: Eukaryota; Metazoa; Arthropoda; Insecta; Lepidoptera; Nymphalidae. Bases 268 to 2922 code for a protein of 884 amino acids.